AAUAUUUCCGUUAUAUGAGUUCGUGGCGGCAGUCUUCAUUCAGAUUUUCUUCAGCUUGGACGCAGUUUGAAAUAAAUUUUCAACAUGAGUAGUGGUGACGUUGUAAUUGUAUCAGCAGUCAGGACCCCUAUAGGAUCAUUUUGUGGAUCCUUAUCAUCACUGAAAGCAUCAGAUUUAGGUAGUAUUGUUAUUAAGGAAAGCCUUGCAAGAGCUCAUGUUAAAGCCACGGAUGUAUCUGAAGUUAUAUUAGGACAGGUAUUAACUGCAGGUCAAGGGCAAAAUCCAGCAAGACAAGCAGCUAUAAAAGCAGGCAUUCCUAUAUCUGUACCUGCGUAUGUGCUUAAUAUGCUAUGUGGUUCUGGUUUAAAAGCAAUUUUAAAUGGUUACUUAUCCAUAAAAGCUGGAGAAAGUCAAAUAAUUGUGGCUGUUGGACAGGAAAAUAUGAGUCUGGCACCACAUGUGUCAUACCUUAGAAAUGGUAUAAAAUUGGGAGAUGGUAAUUUAAUAGACACAUUAAUAUGUGAUGGCUUAACAGAUGCAUUUCAUGGAAUUCAUAUGGGAAUAACAGCUGAAAAUGUUUCUAAGGAUUUUAAUGUAAGUAGAAAAGAACAAGACGAUUAUGCAGUUGUGUCUCAGAAAAGAACAGAAACUGCAAUUACUGCAGGCUACUUUAAAAAAGAAAUAGUCCCCAUAACAGUGUCUAACAAAAAAGGGUCAAUUAUUGUAGACAAAGAUGAGUUUCCUAAGUUUGGGACAACCAUUGAAAAUCUUCAAAAAUUAAAACCAGUUUUCCUGAAAGAUGAUGGUACUAUUACUGCUGGUAACUCUGCUGGUAUAAAUGAUGGGGCAGCUGCAGUAGUUCUUAUGUCUGCAGAAACUGCAGCCCAAAAAGGACUUUCUCCAUUAGCUAAAAUUGUUGCCAUAGCCCAAGCUGGAGUAGAACCGAAAGUAAUGGGUACAGGUCCUAUUCCAGCAGUUGAGCUAGUGUUGCAAAAAGCAAAGUGGACUAAAGAUGAAGUAGAUUUAUAUGAACUGAAUGAAGCUUUUGCAGCACAGGCAAUAGCUUGUAUCAAAACUCUUGGUUUAGAUCCUAAUAAAGUUAACAUAAAUGGAGGAGCUAUUGCAUUGGGUCAUCCUAUUGGUGCAUCUGGUGCUAGAGUAUUAGUAACGUUAUUACAUUCCUUGGAACGAACUGGGGGAAAUAAAGGUGUUGCAUCCUUAUGUAUUGGGGGUGGAAUGGGAAUAGCAAUUGCUGUUCAAAGGCAAUAAACACUUAGGGACUACCCAAGUGUUACGCUCACUUAUUAAUGAAACUUUGCCACCUUGUAGAGCUCGUCGUCCUGAACACGCUUAUACCCCAUUCUGGAGGCAGACUGCUAAUUGUUUAAAAGAUAUUAACAAUUAAAGCUAGUGACUGCUAAUAUUGAGAAGUAUGACAAACUAACACAUACAAAUUAUGUAUUUUACCACGGGUUAGCUCCGUGGUAAAACGCUUGACUUGCAAACUAACUGUCCACGGUUGAAGUCCAUAGUUCCCAUUUUCUUUUUAAUGAUAAUUGUCUUUUUUUGAAUAAUAAUUACAAUUGUGCUAUAAUCAUUGCAUUUAUUAUAACACAGUUGUAAUAGUUAUUCAAAAAAAGACAAAUUAUCGUUAAAAAGAAAAAAAAAAAGAAAAAGAAAAUGGGAACUAUGGACUUCAACCGUGGACAGUUAGUUUGCGAGUCAAGCGUUUUACCACGGAGCUAACCCGUGGUAACAUACAUAAUUUGUAUGUUAGUUUGUCAUUCUUCUCAAUAUAAGCAGUCACUAGCUUUAAUUGUUAAUAUCUUUUAAACAAUUAACAGUCUGCCUCCAGAAUGGGGUAUAGGCGUGUUCAGGAUGACGAGCUCUACAAGGUGGCAAAGUUUCAUUAAUAAGUGAGCGUAACACUUGGGUAGUUCCUUUUGUUAGUUGGAUUAGUCUGCGAAGUUUAUAAACAUA
Molecule: messenger RNA, 1980 nt
Organism: Osmia lignaria (orchard mason bee)
Lineage: Eukaryota; Metazoa; Arthropoda; Insecta; Hymenoptera; Megachilidae
Gene: Acat2
Product: Acetyl-CoA acetyltransferase 2
Molecular function (GO): acyltransferase activity, transferring groups other than amino-acyl groups
Source: RefSeq, a predicted model, not a curated record